Arachis stenosperma is the source of this 576-nucleotide messenger RNA. RefSeq lists its product as uncharacterized. The transcript has 2 exons. The coding region runs from base 1 to 576 and encodes 191 amino acids. The record is from RefSeq and is a predicted model, not a curated record. Lineage: Eukaryota; Viridiplantae; Streptophyta; Magnoliopsida; Fabales; Fabaceae.
AUGGCUUUCAUGCAAAGCCUACUCUCUAAGAAGAAGGCCUUGAAAGGAGAUGAAAAUGUGGUCAUGACCAAGGAGUGCAGGGCACUAAUUCAGAGGAAGCUACUCAAGAAGAUGUCAGAUCCAGAAAGCUUCCUGAUUCCCUGUACCAUUAGGACUAUUACUUUUGAGAAGGUACUAUGUGAUAUUUGUUCAAACAAAAACUUGAUGCAUCUAUCUGUGAUGAAGAAGCUGGGAAUCCAAGAAGCACAAGAAACAAGGAUAACCCUACAAAUGGCUGACAAGUCUCUAAGGCAGGAAUAUGGGCUAGCGGAGAACGUACUGGUCAAGGUUGGAGAACUCUUCAUCCCUGCAGAUUUUGUGAUACUUCUUGACAUGGAAGAGGAAAUAGAUGUCUCCAUCAUCCUAGGAAUGCCAUUCCUAACCACUGGAAGAGCCCUUAUUGAUGUUGAGAAAGGUGAAAUGGUGCUGAGGUUGCAUGAAGACUGGAUGAUUUUCAAGAUUUUUAAACCUCCACCACUCUCUGAUAAAGGAGUUUUCCUAGGUUUUCUAAUGUUUGUGAUCGUGCGUGAUGUUUAG